AUGUCGGAGGAAGUAACUGAUCAGGAUAGCAAUAUCUCCACAACUUCUGACCAUAAAAGUACUGAGGAGAUGUCUGAGCUUCCUUCUUGUUCCACCACUGACCACCGAAAACUAAAAGCCAUUGCCAAAUCUGGAGGCCAGCACCUCACAACGUCCUCUAAUGUCCCGCACAGCGAUGCACAAGAAUCCCAAAUACGCAGCACCGUUGACUGGAGUGAGUCGGCUUUGUACGGUGACCACCUCUGGUUCGAAACCAAUGUGUCCGGAGAUUUUUGUUACGUGGGAGAGCAGAACUGCACAGCUAAGAUACAGCAAAAGUCGGCAUCGCGGCGGAAGUGUGCUGCAUGUAAAAUCGUAGUUCAUACUCCCUGCAUUGAGCAGCUAGAAAAGAUAAAUUUCCGAUGCAAGCCAUCAUUUCGGGAGUCCGGGUCCCGCAACAUACGGGAGCCUGUAAUUGUUCGGCAUCACUGGGUUCAUCGGAGACGGCAGGCAGGGAAGUGUCGGCAGUGUGGGAAGGGAUUUCAACAGAAGUUUGCCUUUCACAGCAAAGAGAUUGUUGCAAUCAGCUGCUCGUGGUGCAAAUUGGCGUACCACAACAAGGUCUCAUGCUUCAUGCUGCACCACAUAGAAGAGCCGUGUUCCUUAGGCGCUCAUGCUGCUGUCAUGGUCCCACCCACCUGGAUCGUCAGAGUGCGCCGACCGCAGAGUUCAAUCAAGUCCAGCAAGAAGAAAAAGAGACCCUCAUUCAAGAGAAAAACCUAGCAAGAAAGGUGCAGAGGAGCCGAGGAUACGACCGUUCAUCAUCAGACCUGCUCCAUGCCCGCUUAUGAAGCCUGUACUCGUGUUUGUGAACCCUAGGAGUGGAGGAAAUCAGGGCAUAAAGAUCCUUCAGUCCUUUAUGUGGUAUCUGAAUCCACGACAAGUGUUUGAUCUUAGCCAAGGUGGCCCAAGAGAAGCGCUGGAGAUGUAUCGGAAGGUUCCAUCGUUGCGUAUCCUGGCUUGCGGGGGUGAUGGCACUGUGGGAUGGAUCCUUUCUGUACUAGAUCAGCUUCAUCUUUUCCCUUCUCCUCCUGUCGCUAUACUGCCCCUAGGAACAGGAAAUGACCUCGCCAGAACUCUAAACUGGGGUGGGGGUUAUACUGAUGAGCCACUUUCUAAGAUCCUAAGCCACAUAGAGGAGGGAACUGUAGUCCAGCUGGACCGGUGGAACCUGGAAGUGGAGAGAAACCAUGAGGCCAGUGAUGAGGAUUGGGGAGAAGGAGCAACCGCUAAACUGCCUCUGGAUGUGUUCAAUAAUUAUUUCAGCCUGGGAUUUGAUGCUCGAGUCACACUGGAAUUCCACGAGUCCCGAGAGGCAAACCCAGAAAAGUUCAACAGUCGUUUUCGCAAUAAGAUGUUCUAUGCUGGGACUGCGUUCUCCGACUUCCUAACUGGCAGCUCCAGAGAUUUGGCCAAACACAUCAGAGUGGUGUGUGACGGCCAGGACCUGACUGCUAAAAUUCAGGAGCUCAAGUUACAAUGCUUAGUGUUUCUAAACAUCCCUCGGUAUUGUGCAGGCACCAUGCCAUGGGGGAAUCCUGGGGAGCACCAUGACUUCGAACCUCAGAGACACGAUGAUGGAUGUAUUGAAGUGAUCGGCUUCACUAUGGCAUCACUGGCAGCUCUGCAGGUUGGGGGUCACGGUGAGCGCUUGCACCAAUGUCGUGAGGUUCUUCUGCGGACGUAUAAGUCUAUUCCCAUGCAGGUGGACGGUGAACCGUGCAAACUGGGACCCUCUGUAGUGAAGAUUAGUCUUCGGAAUCAGGCCAACCUUAUCCAGAAGACGAAGAGGAGGACAUCGGUUCCUCUGCUCAAUGAUCAGCAGCCGGUCCCUGACAGAUUGCGCCUUCGAGUUAACCGCAUCUCCAUGCAUGACUAUGAGGCUUUGCACUAUGACAAGGAGAAGCUGAAGGAAGCCUCUCUCCCACUGGGAGUUAUUGUGGUUCCUGGAGACAGCGAUCUUGAGACGUGUCGGAUCCACAUACAGCAGCUGCAGGAGUUAACUCCUGGUUCCUUCCAGCGGCUGCUCUCUUCUUUUCAGGACUUUCCUGCGUACCCCACAAUAUUACAGCGUCUCGACCUAAAGGAGGAUGGAACAAGCAAACCUCAAAUUGUGUCAUCGCAAAAGCUGUCCCCAAAAUGGUGCUUCUUGGAUUCCACCACUGCAGACAGGUUCUAUAGGAUUGAUCGAGCACAGGAGCACCUGAAUUUUGUACUGGAAAUCUGCCAGGAUGAGUUGUAUGUUCUGGACCCAGAGCUGAUCAUUACCCAGUCUGUAGGCACUUCCCCAGCAAUGCCCAACUCUAGAGACCAGCCUACCAAUACCAACCCACACUUCCAGUUCCCAAUGCUCCCACCAGUAUCUCCUCCCGACUCCCCUGCACAGACGGAGCCUCACAAUGGAUCUCCACAUGUUGGCAAGAUGUGUACAAACAGUUCUGUGACCAAGUCAGGAGGCACAUGCGAGCACAGGACAGAAAAUGACAUCUCAGACUACCAGCCAGAUGAAGGUUUACUGGAAGCUGCAAAAGGUGAUGAUAUUGAAAAGUUUCGGGAGGCUCAUCGUGCUGGGGGGAACUUGGCUCAGCGGGACAUUGAUGGCUGCACACUAUUACAUCACGCUGUGAAUGCUGGAAGUAAGGAGAUCGUCAAGCACCUUAUUGAGCACGCUCCAUCUGAAAUUCUGGAUGUUACAGAGCUCAAGAACGGCGAGACAGGUUUGCACCUUGCGGCAUCCUUACGUCAGCGGACCAUCUGUCAUUAUAUAGUGGAGGCCGGAGCAUCGCUCAUGAAGACAGACUUACAGGGGGACACCCCAAAAAAUCGAGCUGAGAAGGCGAAGGACCCUGAACUUGCUGCCUACCUGGAGAACAGACAGCACUACCAAAUGAUUCAGAGGGAAGACCAGGAAACGGCAGUGUGA
Molecule: messenger RNA, 2962 nt
Organism: Staurois parvus
Lineage: Eukaryota; Metazoa; Chordata; Amphibia; Anura; Ranidae
Source: the annotation of a GenBank genome assembly